AUGUCCGACAGACCGUACGGGAGCGAGGUGGAAAUCGAAAAAUUAGAGUGCGUGGGGCAUAUCCAGAAACGCAUGGGGACAAGACUUAGGAAAUUGAAAACAGCAUUCCGAGGAAGGAAGCUUGAAGAUGGGAAGCCGAUAGGGGGGAGAAAUCGUCCGACAGAUGAGACCAUCGACCGAAUCCAGAGUUACUACGGAAACGCGAUACGAGGAAAUACGAGUGAUGUCGAAAAGAUGAUGAGGGCCAUUUGGGCCAUCUUCAAUCACAUGCAGUCAUCAAACGAAUUCCCCGACCACACUCUUUGCGAAAUUUCCUGGUGCAAGUAUUUGCAACAACCUGAGGAGUGCGACCACAAGCAACACCAGCAUUUACCGCGGUGCCUCAUGGAAGAGCUGCGCGGAACUUUUGAGGACCUGUCUGAUAUUCGCUUGCUCCGAAAGUGCCUGCAUGGCAAAACACAGAAUCCAAACGAGGGUGCGAACCACCUCAUCUGGACGAAACUACCGAAAACGGUUUUCGUAUCACUUCCGAAGCUAAAGAAAGGCGUCCACAUUGCCGUCUCCGAAUUCAACGACGGCCACGUGGCUCUUUGUCGAAUAUUGGAAGCUGGCGGAAUCGCGCCAGAACCGUUCUGUGUACAAACUAUGAGGACCUCAGAUCUGAAGAGGAUUAGGAGAGCGGAAAGGAGCGGAAGACAGGACGUGAAGGAGUCACGAAUCUCCAAUCGCAGACGAAAGAGGAAGCAUGACGAGAUGCUCGCUGAUGCGGAUCAGGAUGAUCCUGUUUACGCGGCGGGAGGCCACUAA
Galendromus occidentalis (western predatory mite) is the source of this 807-nucleotide messenger RNA. RefSeq lists its product as uncharacterized. The transcript has a single exon. Bases 1 to 807 code for a protein of 268 amino acids. The record is from RefSeq and is a predicted model, not a curated record. Lineage: Eukaryota; Metazoa; Arthropoda; Arachnida; Mesostigmata; Phytoseiidae.